AUGACUGAGCAAAGGCAGCGAGCCCUGUCCACUUCAGGGGAGGCUCUGUACCAGGUUCUGGGGUUGGACAAGAACUGUACACACGAUGACAUUAAGAAAUCCUACAGGAAACUGGCCUUGAAAUAUCAUCCCGACAAGAAUCCGGAGAAUCCCGAGGCCACAGACAAAUUCAAGGAGCUGAACAACGCCCAUGCCGUACUGUCCGAUGUCACCAAGAGGAACAUUUAUGACAAAUACGGCUCGCUGGGCCUCUAUGUCUCUCAGCAGUUUGGGGAAGAGAAUGUGAACACAUACUUCAUGCUCUCCAGCUGGUGGGCAAAGGGACUCUUUGCCAUCUGUGGCCUUCUGACGGGCUGCUAUUUCUGCUGCUGUCUGUGCUGUUGCUUCAACUGCUGCUGUGGGAAGUGCAAGCCCCGCACCCCCGGAGAAGAGGACCCUGAGUGUUACAUGUCUCCGGAGGAUCUGGAGGAGCAGAUCCGCACUGACAUGGAGAGAGAUGGCGACACCCCUAUUGUACAUCAGCCAACCAAUGCAAGUGAGAAAACCCAGUUGAUUGGUGAUGGACAUCGGACCUACACCUGA
This is a messenger RNA of Chanos chanos (milkfish), 582 nucleotides long. It is a transcript of the gene dnajc5b, whose product is annotated as DnaJ (Hsp40) homolog, subfamily C, member 5 beta. The transcript is spliced from 4 exons. Lineage: Eukaryota; Metazoa; Chordata; Actinopteri; Gonorynchiformes; Chanidae. The record is from RefSeq and is a predicted model, not a curated record. The coding region runs from base 1 to 582 and encodes 193 amino acids.